Molecule: messenger RNA, 879 nt
Organism: Cylicocyclus nassatus
Lineage: Eukaryota; Metazoa; Nematoda; Chromadorea; Rhabditida; Strongylidae
Source: the annotation of a GenBank genome assembly
AUGAAAGCUGAUGAUGAGCCUCCAACGAAGAUGCAACCAACCCUGCGAAGACUGCAGAGGGACGAGCCUCCGAUACCCGAGGAGUCAUCCAGUGAAUUGUCUUUGGAUAAGGAAUCAGCCAAUGAUGCAGCGAGACAACAAAGCGAGCCUAUUCCGCCCUUAGCAAACUUAGAAGAAAUCGAAAUGGGAGAAGUACUGUCGGUGUAUGAGACACCAUCCGAGGAGCCAUCAUCUCUUCCAAGUGAGGCACAGUACUCUACUCCUACUGAUGAAACUGCGUCUACAGAAACUAUUCCAAAGCCAAAACUGUCAUCGCAAGAGCAUGUGGACACCGAUGACCUUUUCUUUGCAUUUUCCUCUGCUUCUGAAAUCGAGCCUGCGGCUAGAUUGAAAGCUGGUAAAGAAAGACCAAUGACCACGUUAAUGUCACUGCCAAAGCUGCCUGUACCAGAAGAACCUCGUAUGGCACUGGGUGGAAUCUCGCGUCUCGACAUCGGCGAUGGUAGAAUCCACAUACCUGUAGCAAAAGUAGUUCUAGGACCUGUACCAGAGGAAGAUCGCAUUGGAAUAACUCAGCCGGAUCGUCCUUUGUUAGAUGCCGUGAAAUCUCGGACACGGUCUUUACCGCGUUAUCCUUUGUUGAAACAGACAUCAGUGGUUGAAACACAUAAACGGAGCCUCGUUGAAGAUGUGCUUGUUAAUCUUGGCCGACAAAGCUCUAACUUGUUCAUACCUCGAUAUCGACGGUACCGAGGAAUUGGUGCGCUCAGCUCAUUUUACGAGGGGAGCCUUCACAGAGAAAAGAUCGAUGCCCUUGACCCGAAAGUGCGAGACAUCAUAGAACGUGGUUCGGAUGAAAGGGCAUUGUUCACAUGGUGA